ACAUGGUCCACAGUAGUGUGCUUAGUUUACUGGUGAUUCUUUUUAAGUUCAUUUGAGUUGAAGUGAGUUAGCCAAUACGUAAUAAAGGUUUGCAGUGCUUGAAUUUAGAAUGCUAUCAGCUGCCCAGAUAAACUCAGAUAAGUCACAGCAGAGAAUUUGGCUUCUGCACAAAGUAAAAUAUUUUUAAUGAAGAUACAUUGACUGAAACCAUGCUGGUAGGACAUGAUACUAUUUUCUUAAUGUUUUAUUGAUCGAACUGUGUAUUGACACUGCUAUUUUUGUUGAGAAAUACUAGGUGGAGUGUUACUGUUUGUUCAAAAAUUUGGCACAAAAAAAUAGAAACUUCUUCCAGAGCUCUGCUUAGGUCUUACAGACCUUGUAGAUGGGAGGUGGCUGAAAUGUUGAUUUAAGUGUCUUUUGUAGUUGCUAGUUAAUUAUUUUCUUAUUUCAAAUGAUCUCUAAUAGUGAAAAAGAUAAUCCUUCAGCUUUCAAAAGUAUUGGAAAUCUGAAUAUACAUCUGUGAACAGAGGUCCAGGGCAGAUACCCAAGCAGUUGCUGCUCCUUUGCUAGAGGAAAGCAGUAACUGCAUGGCUGUGGGAUUUUUGUGGGGCUGUAAAGACUUCUGAGAUGUCAUCUUCUUUGGAAGGGAGUAACAACAGCAUUUUUUCUUGCUGUCUGUUUUUAAUUAAAUGUUUGAUGGUAGAUCCUCAUUUCUGUAGGUAGGCCACAUAUUCCCCUCCUAAUGGUUACCUGAGUUACAGCACCACCAAUAUCUUUAAUAAGCUGGAUAAUGUCCCAGGUAGUCAGUCACUUGGAUGUGCUUGGCAGAGAUGUUGCAGUGGCCUGGCAGAGAUGUUGCAGUUUGAGCUUCCACAUCUGAGAGAAGAUCCCACGUGCCUCUCUUUGGCAGAAAUAGCUGGGCAGGUCUGGUAGUCACAGGUACUGGGCUUGGCAAUCAGUGUCUUGUUCUGUGCCAAUCCUGCACACUUGGGGAGGACCCUCAGCUGUCCCAUCACUUCUUUGGAAAUGCUUAUUUGCUAUCUGAGAAGUAUUCUGUUGCAGACUGAUGUGCCAGAGACUUUGCUCCUUCAACUUGUUCUUCCCAAGAAUAUAUCUGUUACUGAAUGCUCCAGGGAGUACUUACUCCUAAGUAUAGGAGUAAGUUCCCAAAUGGAGCAGUUGCCCAUGUGUUGCCAAGUGCAGGAUUUCAGCACACUGCCUCCUCUUGGUUUGGCCAAGUAAUGUUGCACUGUACUCUACUUGCUGCCAGUUACGUGGCUGGAAAAGAGGAAGACUUUGGGCAGACUAGUGACCAAACACUGGUGACUGAGCUGUGCUUUAGCUGGUCCUGGAAUAAGAGAGGUGAUGACAUGUGGUAGAUCAUUUCAGCACCUGCCAGAAACAAUAAGCUAUUCUGUUUCUGUUAUAGAAAGUGAGAAAAGACUUUACCAGAGAUAAAGUGCACACUCUGUUUGCAGCUUAACUCACUGUGAAGCUCAACAGAAGGCCCAGAGAAAUCUGACUGCCUGGGGCAGACAGAAGUAGAGCUUCUUACCUUACUGCAGCAGAGCAGCUCUAAUUUCUCCAGGUUGAGUUUGAUUUCAGAGCAACCCACAUAACUGGAAAAUACCAUUCUUUCCUGUUUUGAGAGCCGCCUUCCUCAUCCUUAUCAGCUGGUAGUUGAAAACCACUAUAAAGAAUUCAUUGUCAGGGACAUUCCGUGCUUUCCCACUCAGACUGUUAGUCAUCAUCACCUUGGGUCCAGCCUCAACUCUUAACUCCAUCAGCUUUGCAGAUUCUUUCAAAUAUAUUAAGAGUUGGCAUUUGUCUCCCCUGUAUCACUUGGAGCUCUGCUGCAGCAGGUUGAAAAUAAAAGGAAAAUACUUCUAAAAACUAAAUGUUAAACUGCAGAACUUAAUACCACUGGAAUUUUAGGAGGUCCAAAGUAUAAAUUGGUUCAAAGUGGGAUUAGGAAGAUUCACAGAGGAUUUGCCUGGUACAAACCCUUAACAGGGACACUGGCAGUGCAGUUCAAGCCAAGUGGUUUUUUAGCAGCUGAGCCCUUGAUUGGAGGAUGUGCUGAAGAGGAACAUCCUGUUAGUUGUAUUUCUUAUACACUCUCCCCAGGUAUUCAUUCUUGGUGUGAAUAGGAGCAGGAUAUUCGAAUACAUGGUCUUUUCAUUGGACUGACUGCAGCAGUCCUUAGCUUUGCACAUCUUAAGAAGAAGUUUUGUUUCCUUUUCCAGAACGUGUGAUCUGUUCUUCUGGGAGGAUUCAGACAGAGCUGAUGAGAGGGGACAGGACCUCGAGCACAGGGGGCUGUGCUUCCAAACAGAGUGUGCGAUUGCCAUCUUCUAAAUGGAUUCCAGUGAAUUUUCAGGAUCUUUGGACCCCCUGUCCUUGCCUGAUAAACCGCUCAUUGGUGAUCUCCCUGCUGAUACGGAGUUUGGUGAAGAUCUGCUGGGCUCCCAAACAGCUUCUACCCAGGAAGUUUCAGUUCUUCAGCCCCCUGGCUGGGAUCAAUCCAAGCAGAUGACUGGAGAUGAGGACUUGGACCUUGUAGUGAAAGCAGACAGCGUGUCUGAACUAAAUAAAUCAAAUGACUGUGUUCUAGAUAAACCUGGUGUCUUAGAUGAUUUGGGUAAAACUUCUGACUUGGUGGAACUGGAUAAACCAGAGGGUCUGGAUGGGCUGUGUAAGGCACAACCUUCCCAGGAUGUGGAGGGUGGACCAGCAGACUCCUCUGCCCUGUCUAGAGAAGCUGUUGGUCCAGAAACAGGGAAAGAAGGAGAGGAUGCACCAAAAAAUCGUUCUGGGGAUGUAAAGGAAGAUUCUCCUGCUGCUACUCCUGCACUGUCUGAUGACAAUCCCCCUGAAUCACCCCAACAGCCUGUCCCUGACUCCAGGGACCUCAGCAGUGCUCCAGCCACAGAAGAAACCACAGCACAGUCCUCAAGCCCUACAGUGCCCCCACCCCAACUCAGUCUUAAACAAACAAAGAAGAUGAAGUUGAAGGCACCAAGGAAAAGCUCACCUGCGCAGAGGGAAGGGCUGACAGGGGAGGCAGAGGUGCAACUGAGCUCAGACAACAGAACUUCAACUUUGCCCGCUGAGCCUGUGGAGAAAAGCCGGGCAGAGGAAGGGGAUGAUAAUGGGAAGAACUCACUGAGAGAAAACACUGUACUCAAAGCACAGGAAGCCUUACCAUCAACAGGAGAAAGCCUAUCUGGGAAGGGAAGCGAGCUGCCAGCUGAGAAGGAGCAGAAAAGAAGUGAACGACCCAGAAGAUCAGAAACUGCCAGGCCUGAAACUGUGAACUCCUCUGAGAGCAUUCCAGUCUCUGACGAAGACUCUGAUGCGAUGGUGGAUGAUCCCAACGACGAGGAUUUCGUUCCUUUCCGUACGCGGCGCUCCACUCGGAUGUCGCUGCGCGCGCAGAUGGCCCAGCGAGCCGCCCGCUCCACCUUCACCAAGAUGAUGUGUGCCAACUGCCGCACCCCUCUGCAGAAGGGCCAGACUGCCUACCAGCGGAAAGGGCUUCCUCAGCUCUUCUGCUCCAGCUCCUGCCUCACCACCUUCUCAAAAAAACCACCUGGCAAGAAGAUAUGCACCUUCUGCAAAAAGGAGAUCUGGAACACCAAGGACUCUGUGGUUGCCCAGAUUGGUUCAGGUGGCUCUUUCCAUGAGUUCUGCACCUCUGUCUGCCUUUCCCUCUACGAGGCCCAGCAGCACAGACCAGCACCUCAGUCUGCAGAUGCCUCGGACACCAGCCGCUGUAGUGUUUGCCACAAACCUGGCGAGAUCCAGCAUGAGGUCAGCAAUGGGAAUGUGGUUCACCGUAUCUGCAGUGACGCCUGCUUCACCAAGUUCCGAGCCACCAAGGGACUGAAAACGAACUGCUGUGACAACUGUGGACUUUAUAUCUACAACAAGGGCUUACCCCUGGAGUACCUCUUCCAUGAAGGCCAGCAAAAACGCUUUUGCAACUCUGCAUGUCUCAACAGUUACAAGAAGAAGAACACUCGAGUCUACCCCUGCAUGUGGUGCAAGACACUGUGCAAGAACUUUGAUAUGCUGCCCAAUGUGGAUCGCAGUGGCAAGAUGGGCCUGUUCUGCUCCAUUUGCUGCACUACCUCCCACAAAGUGAAGCAGUCAGGCUUAGUUGGUCCCCCUAGACCCUGCAGCUUCUGCAGAAAGAGUUUAUCUGAACCCUGCUAUUACAACAAGACAGACCGGGUUGUGUACCAGUUCUGCAGCCCCAGCUGCUGGACCAAAUUCCAGCGCACCAGCCCGGAAGGGGGAAUCCACCUCAACUGCCAUUACUGUCACAAUCUGUUCAGUGGGAAGCCGGAGAUCCUGGAUUGGCAGGACAAGGUGUAUCAGUUCUGCUGCAAGGACUGCUGUGAGGACUUCAAGCGGCUGCGUGGGGUGGUGUCUCAGUGUGAACACUGCAAGCAGGAGAAGCUGCUGCAUGAGAAGAUCCGUUUCUCUGGAGUGGAGAAGAACUUCUGCAGCGAAGGUCAGACUUCAGAGUCAAAACCAGCUGUCCCUUCCCCACAGAAGGCAGAAACUAACAUGCUGUCAGCAAAGGCUUCCUCAGCCCACACAUCUCCAGCUGUGCCGCCUCCCGCCCCACCUCUGGUUCCAGCCACACCUCGGAAAAACAAAGCUGCCAUGUGUAAACCACUGAUGCAGAACCGGGGUGUCUCCUGCAAGUUUGAAAUGAAGUCCAAAGGAUGUCAGACAGAGGCUGACUGGAAGCCCCAGCUGGUUGUGUUGCCAAUCCCCGUCCCGAUCUUCGUGCCUGUGCCUAUGCAUAUGUACUGCCAGAAAGUACCUGUGCCUUUCUCCAUGCCUGUCCCGGUGCCUGUGCCAAUGUUCCUGCCCACCACACUGGAGAGCACAGAGAAGAUUGUGGAGACCAUUGAGGAACUGAAGGUGAAGAUCCCCUCCAAUCCCCUAGAGGCUGACAUCCUGGCCAUGGCUGAGAUGAUUGCAGAGGCUGAGGAACUGGACAAAGCCUCCUCAGACCUGUGUGACCUGGUGAGUAAUCAGAGUGCAGAGGGUCUCCUGGAGGACUGUGAUCUGUUUGGACCAGCACGGGAUGAUGUGUUGGCUAUGGCUGUCAAGAUGGCAAAUGUCCUCGAUGAACCUGGGCAGGACCUGGAGGCUGACUUCCCUAAGAACCCUCUAGACAUCAACCCCAGUGUGGAUUUCCUCUUUGACUGUGGGCUGGUGGGACCAGAUGAUGUGUCCACAGAGCAAGAUCUGCCUCGAGCUGUCCGGAAGGGGCAGAAGCGCCUGGUGCUCUCUGAAAGCUGUUCCCGGGACUCGAUGAGCAGCCAGCCCAGCUGUACAGUGCUCAACUACUCAUAUGGUGUGAAUGCCUGGAAGUCCUGGGUACAAGCCAAGUAUGCAGGGGGAGAAACCAGCAAGGGAGAGGAGCUACGCUUUGGCCCCAAGCCCAUGAGGAUCAAGGAAGACAUCUUAGCCUGCUCAGCAGCUGAGCUCAACUAUGGCCUGGCCCAGUUUGUCAAGGAGAUAACCCGGCCCAAUGGGGAGCGCUAUGAACCAGACAGCAUCUAUUACCUCUGCCUUGGCAUCCAGCAGUACCUGCUCGAGAACAAUCGUAUGGUGAAUAUAUUUACAGACCUUUACUACCUGACCUUCGUGCAGGAGCUGAACAAGUCCCUGAGUGGCUGGCAACCCACAAUCUUACCAAAUAACACAGUUUUCUCCCGUGUUGAGGAGGAACAUCUCUGGGAGUGCAAACAGCUAGGUGUUUACUCACCCUUUGUGCUUCUCAACACCCUCAUGUUCUUCAACACUAAGUUCUUCGGGCUGCAGACAGCGGAGGAGCACAUGCAGCUCUCCUUCACCAACGUGGUGCGCCAGUCCCGCAAGUGCACCACGGCCCGUGGCAUGACAAAGGUGGUGAGCAUCCGCUACUACGCUCCUGCCAAGCAGAAGAAAAGCCGAGAUAAUGGCUCUGGAAAACGGAAGCGUGAGGAAGAGGUACCGAUGCUGGAGCAGCGGGAGAACAGGAUGAAUCCCCUCCGAUGCCCAGUCAAGUUUUAUGAGUUUUAUCUCUCCAAAUGCCCUGAGAGCCUGCGGAACCGCAGCGAUGUGUUCUACCUGCAGCCCGAGCGGUCGUGCAUAGCCGAGUCUCCACUCUGGUACUCGGUGAUCCCCAUGGACCGGAGCAUGCUGGAGAGCAUGCUGAACCGCAUCCUAGCUGUCAGGGAGAUCUAUGAGGAGCACAGUCGGCUCAGCAGCCUGGAGGAUGACAUGGACUAAGGGCCUGGUGCUGCUGGACUGGCUGCAUUCCAGCCCUGGACACCUCAUCUUGCUGCUUCCCAUUGCAGGGCAGGGGCCAUGCAGCAUAAGAAGGGAUGGUGCUGCAGCAGUGCUGUCCCUGCAUCAUUACCAGACUUGGACCUCCCAUCCUGCUCGUCACAGGCAUCCCCUACAUAAGUGGCCCCUGCAUUCAACUCUGUCUCCGGUUUUGGCUGCUGGGUGAGCCAUCUUCCCCAGGGCCCGUUCCCAUGGCACAGGAGUGGCAGAGUCCCUGGGGCAGCUCCCCUGUCCCUCCCCU
Sturnus vulgaris (Common starling) is the source of this 6595-nucleotide messenger RNA. It is a transcript of the gene ZMYM3, whose product is annotated as zinc finger MYM-type containing 3. Gene Ontology annotation, molecular function: zinc ion binding. The record is from RefSeq and is a predicted model, not a curated record. Lineage: Eukaryota; Metazoa; Chordata; Aves; Passeriformes; Sturnidae.